AUGUGCUGUUCAGACACUGCCGGCCCAGACUCCACGGUACCGGCCACGGAUCCGGGGCAGAUUCGGAGACGAGUCGGAUCUAUAACAGGGGAUCCCCCACAUGGCAAGAAGAGUGUUCACCGCCCAUCCAUGCUUCGGGGUGUCCCCUCUGAAAUGCGGGGUGCCCCGGGCCGAGGCAGAUUAGGAGGGGGGGGGGCAAAGGUGAAAAUGGCCGAGCUCCCUCAGCCUUCCCGGUUUCGCCCUCGUCCACCCUCCCGAGCCCGCCAGCCCGCCAGGGGCCGUUCUCAGGCGUCCGGCCGCCCGGAGGAAGCGCCUUCGCUUGGGCUGCGAGGAGAGCGGGGGCUCCUCCUGGUCCUGUCGGGACAGCAGGCCUGGCCGGGGCUGAUUUUCAGCCGCGAGCCGUCCCGAGUCGUCCCGUUGGGCCAGGAGGAGCAGCCCGCCUUCUUCUUUGGCUUUUCUCACCUGCUGAGCGUAGAGCCGCCCGCGGAGCGCGUGCCCACUAGACGUCACCUGGACGGAAACGCGGCCCAGGGCCCGGCCCCGACGCCCCAGCGCCCCCGCUCUGGAGCGAACGCAGGACAGCAAACGGGUGCGGGGAGGUGGGCAGCGUCAGGGACCGCCCGGGGCCUGCCCCGCGGGCUGCCUUCACCUCAGAGUGCGGAGCGAGGGGCAGUCGUGCUUGGCCACAGACAUGGUGAGGAGGCCGAGGGGCCUCCUCGGGUGCCUCCUCAGGUGCUGCCUCAGGUGCCUCCUCAGGUGCUGCCUCAGGUGCCGCCUCAGGUGCGCCUCAGGUACCUCAGGUGUCACCUCAGGUGCCUCCUCAGGUGCUGCCUCAGAUGCCUCCUCAGGUGCGCCUCAGGUGCCUCCUCAGGUGCUGCCUCAGGUGCCGCCUCAGGUACCUCGGGUGUCACGUCAGGUGCCGCCUCAGGUGCGCCUCAGGGCCGCCGGCUCCCGCUGCCGCCCCCGCGCUGA
Molecule: messenger RNA, 972 nt
Organism: Nyctereutes procyonoides (raccoon dog)
Lineage: Eukaryota; Metazoa; Chordata; Mammalia; Carnivora; Canidae
Product: basic salivary proline-rich protein 4-like
Exons: 2
Coding region: 1-972 (323 amino acids)
Source: RefSeq, a predicted model, not a curated record